Messenger RNA from Phaedon cochleariae (mustard beetle), 1077 nucleotides. The record is from the annotation of a GenBank genome assembly. Lineage: Eukaryota; Metazoa; Arthropoda; Insecta; Coleoptera; Chrysomelidae.
AUGCAUCACUAUUUACAUCUUUAUUUUUCUGUUUUAUGUUUCUCAAACAUUAUAUUUUCUCAAGAAGUUGACAAAUGUGCUGUAAAGAAAAAGUACAAUGAUAUUAAAAAAUCAAUCGAUGAUAAGAGGGAUGGAAUUUUCGAUAAAUUACUGGAAGAAUAUGGAAACGUCCCCCAGGAAUUAGAAGAUUUACUCAAAAACCUGACAGAAAAUUCUAAUUCGACCAGGCAAAAAUUGGAUGAUUUUGAAAACAAUAACCGGAAGUUGAAUGAAAAAAAUGACGAUCUGUCCUCUGAAAUAAAUUCAUUGUUAGAAGAAGUGGAAUAUUUGCAAGAUGAACUGAACAACCUUGAUAUCCAAGAUAAAAACCAAAAAAUAAAUACUGUCCCUGUAGCAAUGGAGGAUGUAGAAAACAUUGAAAAUGAUCUGAACAAUUGGGCAGAACUAGCUGAACAUUUGGACAAAAACAAACUAGCCAAUGACUCCAUGAAUUUACCUUACAGUAUUUCGGAUGAAAUUUCUUUCUUGGAACAAAUUAUGUCAAAUGAGAAUGAUGGCUCAUGUCUAGAUCAUUUCGAAAAUGAACUCAAAAGAACUUUCAAGGAACUAUCUGAACUUCUGGAGUUUGAUGGUAUACUAAGAGAAACUAACGAGGUCAAAAAAAUGUCCAACGUUAACAAAGAUCGGGCAAACGAGUUGUACAAACAAGCGGAAGGAAUAAUAGAAAAAGAAGAAAAACUCAAGGAAACUGAGCAGUUAGGAGAGGAAAUUUUACUCUUGGCACGAGAACUGGAUGAACUGAAAUCUGACAUCGAUCGGAAACAAAAAUGGGCAAAGCCUAAUUUCCGAGAAAAAGAUUUGGAAAAAUUAGAAGAACUUCUGAAAGAUUGGGAAGAUUACAAGAAAUAUGGAAAAUUUGACUUGAAAACUGUCCAACAGGAAAUCUAUGAGUAUUUGAAAGAAAUUGAUAGUAUUGAAAAAUACGUAAAUGAUUGUAGAAAUCGACAAAAAAAUGAAAUCAUAGAAGUACCUUAUAUUAUAAAAGAAAAGUGUGAAUUGUACCCAAAAGAUCAUUGA